AUGCAGCACGAAUCUUCUGUUAAUAUCAGCCCGAUUAAAGCCUUGAACCCCUAUCAAAAUAAGACGAUUAAGGGGCGUGUAACAAACAAGAGGAAGAUGCAUCAAUAUAGUACACCAAAGUCCACUAGCCAAGUGUUUAGUUUUGACAUGAUAGAUGAUGAAGGUACUGAAAUUAGCAUAACUUGCUUUGGCGAUGUAGCAGAGAUGCAUUAUCAUAGGGUUGAAGCAAGAACAUAUUAUACUGUAUCAAAAGGUUGCAUUAAAGAAGCUGACACAAAAUGGAACAAGCUUAACAGUCAUCUUGAGAUAACUUUGGACAACAAUUCAGUAUUGAAGUGUUGUGAAGCUGUUGUUGAUAGUCAAGGAAAUAAUUCGCCAUUCACACCGAUUAAUGAAAUUACAUACUACACCAACAACACUUUAGUUGAUGUUAUUGGUAUUGUAGUUGUUGUUGGUGAACCCUCAUUAAUUCGCAGAAAAGAUGGCAGCGAAGUAACAAAGAGAAUUGUCAAAAUAAAUGAUGUCUCAACUUUUACUAUCAAUGUUAAAUCAUGGGCAACAACAUGGCAAGCGGUAGGUGAAGAUUUGAAGAACAUGCAUGCAACCCAAACAACUGUUGUCCUUGCAGUCAGAAAUGCUCGGGUUGGUUAUUUCAAUGGAAAGAUGAAGCUCCAAGAUCAUACAGACACUCUUUGGGCUACUGGCUUUGAUGAGGUUGGCACAAAUUUGCUGCAAAUAUCUGCCAAGGACCUUUACAUGCUGCAGUACGAUUUAACUACAAAGAGAACACCUCAGACUAUUAUCAAGAGAGUCCUUUUAUCUUGCUUUGUUUUCACACUUUCUGUUACAACAAACAUGUACAAUUCAGAGCCCAGGCUCAAAGCAACAAUUACCAAAGUCACAAAUAUCAAUUUCCAGGCUGAAUGUACUCUUCUGCUUGCAGAGAUUGCUCGGACGAGUAUAGCUGCAGCGUUCCAGACCAAUUAG
Messenger RNA from Cryptomeria japonica (Japanese cedar), 987 nucleotides. Its product is annotated as replication protein A 70 kDa DNA-binding subunit C-like. The coding region runs from base 1 to 987 and encodes 328 amino acids. The transcript is spliced from 2 exons. The record is from RefSeq and is a predicted model, not a curated record. NCBI's taxonomy places the organism in Eukaryota, Viridiplantae, Streptophyta, Pinopsida, Cupressales, Cupressaceae.